Messenger RNA from Lolium perenne, 1304 nucleotides. RefSeq lists its product as uncharacterized. NCBI's taxonomy places the organism in Eukaryota, Viridiplantae, Streptophyta, Magnoliopsida, Poales, Poaceae. The record is from RefSeq and is a predicted model, not a curated record.
AUGAAUCAGGCCGAGAGCUCCACGAUCAUGCGAGGCAGAGGCAGGAACAAGAGGAAGUGGACAUGGGACGAGGACGAGGAGCUCGUCAAAGCCCUGUGCGAGGUCUCUCUCGACCCCAGGUUCAGGGUCCAGGGAGGGGGCUUCAAGAACUGCUACUCUCAAGGGAUCGAGAGCCUCCUCGCGCAGAGGCUGCCCGGCCGCGGCAUCAAGGCCAGCCCCCACGUCGAUUCUCGGCUCAAAGUGCUGAAGCGCAAGUUCUACUCGAUCAAAGACAUGCUGGCGUCGCCGGGGUUCUCCUGGGAUGGGUCGAGAAAGGUCGUCCGGUGUGAGAAGGAACGGUACGAUCAGUAUUGCAGAGAUAAUCCUAGAGCCAAGGGUCUGAAUGGUAUUCCAUUUCCACAUUUUGAUGCGUUUGAUGCGAUAUAUGGCAAGGAUAGAACUGCUAGAGAAGGGAUGGAAGUGUCCGAAGAAGCAACUGCUAACUUGGAGAAUGGAAAUACGAGUGAAGGUGCAGAUGAGGAAGCGGAGGUGGAUAGGAUGUCCGCAGGACCAUCCGGUCGCCCUGUGGCCUUGGAUGCUGCAUCAAGCUAUGAGAAGCCGAAGAAAUGUAAGCAUGGUGGGAAAAGGAAGAGAACUGAAUCAAAUUGCCCAUCUCUGGACAUGCUUAAGGAUGUACGUGGCCACUAUCAAGGUGCCAGUCAGCAUGUCGACACAAUGGCUGAAGCAGUUGCGAUGUUCAAGGAUGUACACCGUCACUUCCAGAGUGUUGUUCAACAUGCCAGCUCAAUGGCAGCAGCAAUGGAGAAGUUCAAGGAUGCAUACACUCAAUUUCAGAGUGUUGUACAGAAUGUGAGCACCACCACAUCAGCCAUGGAACGGUUCAAGGAUGCACAUGAUCAUUUUCAAAGCAUCGCUCAGAGUGGCGGCAUGGCUGCAGCAGUGAUUGAGUGCCAUACUGAUCUGCAAGGAAGGUUGUCGCCUGAGGUGCCCCAACAGAAUGCAAGGGUAAGAGCUAUUGCUGAAAUGCAAAAGCUUCGGUUUAGUGGAAGCGAAGUGGUCAAUGCUGCAACUGUUUUCGCAAAGGAACCAAACCAAAUGGGCAUGUUCUUAGCGCUCCCUGAGAUGUACAAGAGGGAGUACAUACUCCGAAUGCUUAACGGUGGGCAAUCUCUCCAAUUUUAACUUGUAGCAACAUGGGAGGAAUGAAGCUUAGAAGUACUAAUUCAGUCUAGUUUCUGCAGUGACAGUUUGAAAUGGUUGUACAUGUGUAAAUAGUUCCUUAUAUAGCGCUCGUCUAACAUCUA